Molecule: messenger RNA, 555 nt
Organism: Chlorella variabilis
Lineage: Eukaryota; Viridiplantae; Chlorophyta; Trebouxiophyceae; Chlorellales; Chlorellaceae
Exons: 4
Coding region: 1-555 (184 amino acids)
Cellular component (GO): cytosolic large ribosomal subunit
Source: RefSeq, a predicted model, not a curated record
AUGGCAGCGCUCCUCGCCGCCUGCAGCAGCGCCACGGCGCUCAGCAGCAAGGCCGCCAUUGCCCGGCAGCCCUUUGCAGCAGCGGCAGUGCGCCUACCUGCGCGGCCAGCGGCACGGGCGAUGCAGGCGGUGGCCAUGGCCAAGCCCACAAAGGCGGGCGAGUUCCGCGGGCUGAGCAACGAGGAGAUCGACUCGGCGGUACAGGAGGCCAAGCGGGACAUGUUCUCCAUGCGCAUCAAGUUUGCCAAGCGCGAGGCAAGUCCCUGCCUGCCGUGUGCCUCCGCCUGCUGCGUGCCGGCGCCUGCCGCCAGACGCUGCCUGACGCCAGACGCUCUGCCUGUAGCCUGGGAAUCGCGGCAGCGGCAGCGGCUGCGGGUGGUGGUGGUGGUGGUGGACUGGAAGCCCUCUGACUACAAGGCGCUGAAGCGCCGCAUCGCGCAGCUGCUGACGGUGCGGCGGGAGCGGGAGCUGGCGGCGGGGAUGGACCGCCGCGCGUCCAAGGCCGGCGAGCGCCGGAAGCUCGUCGACGCCGGCCUGGGCAAGUUUGCCAGCUGA